AUGAGUCAUCGGGAAUUAAUGAGCGUGACUAACAAAAUUGUAAACAAAAUUGUAAACAAAAUUGUAAACAAAAUUGUAAGCAAAAUUGUAAACAAAAUUGUAGACAAACUUGUAAACAAAAUUGUAGACAAAAUUGUAGAGGAUUAUAUGAAGGCGAAUAAGCCGCAAAAGAACAUA
Molecule: messenger RNA, 177 nt
Organism: Dentiscutata erythropus
Lineage: Eukaryota; Fungi; Glomeromycota; Glomeromycetes; Diversisporales; Gigasporaceae
Source: the annotation of a GenBank genome assembly